UCGGGCAGGCAGGCAGUUCGGCAGCUGUUGUGAGAUCGUCGGAGAAAAGAAAGUGUCCGUCAGAGAGACAAAAUAAAAAGGGAUUGAGAAAAGCAAAACAAAGAGAAAGUACGAAGCAAUUGGCAGCGCGAGAGAUUUUUUAUCGGAGUCGCUUUUCCACUUUUCCUUUCAUCAGCCAAAACCAAUUAUGAAGCUACUACACUGCCUCCUAGCGGCGACAUUAGCAACUACGUGGUGCGCCGCCUUCCCGCAAGAUGUCUCUCACCCUCCUAACUUCAGCGGCUUCAAAGCGCCGUUGUUAUUCCCUAACCUGGCGCGUCCUUGGCAAGGUUACCAAAGAACAAGUGAUUUUGGAAUUUCGCCGGUGAAAGAUUUAGGUUAUCCGCCCCACAACGAGUUUGAAUAUCCGCCAGUCAACGGUUUUAACGAAUUCGCUGGACUUCCUGAAACGAAUUUCCUAUCUUCGGAUCUUCAGGAGAGAGAAGUCCCGGAUGAAGUCAGUCCAGAAUCACAGAAUACAUAUAGUAAUGAAAACGCAGUUCAGGUUAAUUCUGAAAAUGUUCCUAACCCGUUUAUGUUUGAAGCCCCUCAGUAUUCCAGGAUUCCUGAAACCAUUCCAGAUUUUCCCAACCACAACUUUAAUAACUUUCCAAUUCCUUAUGCCUUGGAAUACAUAGAAUCCCUGGCUACAAGAACACCACGAUUCCCAUUUCCGUAUAUUCCAGAAUUCCCGGUUCCUGCCUCUCCACCUUCCCCCAUCAUUCCCAAUUUCCUCGUUGGAAUUCCAGAGCAUCUUACCCCAAAGGAGUUGCCACUGAACAAUAUUCUAGGAUUCCCGGUUCCAAAUACCCGCGAAUUCCAGUUUGAUGCCGUGCAGAGAUUCCCUGCUCUUAACAAUCAAGAAUUCCCUCAAACAGUGCCAUCAUAUGUACGUGAAUUCCCAUUUUGGAAUUUCCCGGAUUCCCGAGUGUCCCAGUUGUCCAUGCAAGUGCUUUUGACUCUCGCCUCCAAAUGUUCCAGAUUUCACACUUCCGAAAGAAUCUGGAUUCCCAUUUGGCAAUACUCCUGGAAUCAACAGAAUGAAUAUUCCUGAGUUCUUGGUUCCAAAUGUUCCUGAUUUUAAUGUUCUAAAUCCUUCUGCCUUCUUCGUUCCAAACUUCGAGAUUCCAAAUGUUCCUGAAAUUCCUGUAUCCAACGCCGCCAUUCCCUAUGUCCCCGAUUUUAAUGGUCCAGCUGUUCCUAAUUUCGCGGUUCCAAAUGUCCGAUUUUAAUGGUCCGGCUGUUCCCAAUUUCGCGGUUCCAAAUGUUCCCGAUUUUAAUGGUCCAGCUGUUCCGAAUUUUUCUGUUCCAAAUGUCCCAGAUUUUACUGGUCCGGCCAUCUCAAACGUCCCCUUCUUUAGUGGUCCAGCUUUCCUAACUUCGCCGUUCAACUGUCCCGAUUUUAAUGGUCCAGCUGUUCCGAAUGUCCCCGAUUUUAAUGGUCCGGCUGUCCCAAACUUCGCUGUUCCAAAUGUCCCUGAUUUCACUGGUCAAGCAAACUUUGCUGUUCCGAAUGUCCCCGAUUUUAAUGGUCCAGCUGUUAUUAACUUUCCAAAUGCCCUCGAUUUUAUUGGUGCAGCCGUCCCAAAUAUCCCCGAUUUUGAUGGUCUAGCUGUUCCAAAUUUCGCUGUUCCAAAUGUCCCUCACUCCGCAGUUCAGAAUGGUCACGCAACCCAAACUGGAGAAGAAAUCAAGCCGUCGGAACAGCUACUCCUUCUUGA
This is a messenger RNA of Penaeus vannamei (Pacific white shrimp), 1760 nucleotides long. The record is from RefSeq and is a predicted model, not a curated record. NCBI's taxonomy places the organism in Eukaryota, Metazoa, Arthropoda, Malacostraca, Decapoda, Penaeidae.